Messenger RNA from Scomber scombrus (Atlantic mackerel), 5420 nucleotides. RefSeq names its product FERM domain containing 6 (gene frmd6). Gene Ontology annotation, biological process: positive regulation of hippo signaling. The record is from RefSeq and is a predicted model, not a curated record. Gene Ontology annotation, cellular component: cytoskeleton; cytoplasmic side of apical plasma membrane. The transcript has 14 exons. NCBI's taxonomy places the organism in Eukaryota, Metazoa, Chordata, Actinopteri, Scombriformes, Scombridae. The coding region runs from base 371 to 2194 and encodes 607 amino acids.
UCGACGACUGCUCUCUCCGAAACUUACUGAAGUCUUUUAAAAAGUGUGGAUAAAAAAUUGCUCUCCGCUUUAAGAGCUCUCAAAUCAACCCCGGUUGGAUUAACACUGUUUAAGGGAAUAACUUAUUUUUUUCUCAUUAAAGUGGCUGACUGCAGUCUGGGUCCCCAUGCCCUGCCUUGUGAGUCCUGCUUGGCCUGCUGAGCCCACAGGAGCUGGUGUGUCCGUACUGGGUUGCAGCUGAAGCCGGGCGACAUCUACCAGGUGGUAGUGCCUGUGCCUGUGCCUGUGGUGGUGCAGGCGGGGUCGUCGGAGGGCCUAGAGCCCCGGUAGCAGGCGGGGGAGGCGCCUGUCCUGUUCCAGCCACACGAAGAUGAACAAACUGAACUUCCACAACAACAAAACCAUGCAGGACCGCCGCUGUGUCUGUGUUUUUCUGCCCAAUGAUGACACGCUCAACGUCAUAGUCAAUGUGAAGACCCUGUGCCAGGAACUGUUGGUCCAGGUGUGUGACCUCCUGAGGUUGAAGGACUGUCACCUGUUUGGACUCAGCGUUAUUCAGAAUAAUGAACACAUCUAUAUGGAGCUGGAUCAGAAACUAUCCAAAUACUGCCCCAAAGAAUGGAAACGAGAAGCCAGCAAGGGCAUCGACCAGUUCGGGCCUCCGAUGAUCAUCCACUUCAGAGCUCAGUAUUACGUUGAGAACGGGAGAUUGAUCAGUGAUCGGGCAGCCAGGUACUACUACUACUGGCACCUGAGGAAACAGGUGCUGCUCUCUCAGUGUAUCCAGCGGGAGGAAGCCUACUUCCUCCUGGCUGCCUUCGCCCUGCAGGCCGACCUCGGCAACUUCAAACGCAACAAGCACUUUGGGAAGUACUUUGAACCUGAAGCCUACUUCCCCCCGUGGGUGAUAGCCAAGCGCGGCCGUGAGUACAUCCUGAGGCAUAUCCCAAACAUGCACAAAGACCAGUUUGCCCUCACGGCUUCAGAGGCGCACCUCAAAUACAUCAAGGAGUGCGCUCAGCUCGAUGACGUCACUGUCCACUACUACAGACUCUACAAGGACAAGAAGGAAGUAGAGGCGUCUCUUACGUUGGGGCUGACUUUACGUGGUAUCCAAAUAUUCCAGAACGUCGGCUCUGUUAGGCAAUUGUUGUACGACUUCCCCUGGACCAACGUGGGAAAACUGGUGUUUGUGGGGAAGAAGUUUGAAAUCCUUCCUGAUGGACUCCCAUCGGCCCGAAAACUCAUCUACUACACAGGUUGUCCCUUGCGCUCUCGUCACCUCCUGCAGCUGCUCAGUAACAGCCACCGGCUCUACAUGAACUUGCAGCCUGUCCUCAAACAAGUCCGUCGGUUGGAGGAAAAUGAAGAGAAGAAGCAGUACCGGGAGUCGUACAUCAGCGACGCUCUCGAGCUGGACAUGGAUCAGCUGGACAAGCGUUCCCGAGCCAGCGGCAGCAGCGCAGGGAGCGUCUCUCACCACAAACGCCUGUCACGCCACUCCACGACCAGCCACGGCAGCUCGCACACCUCCGGCAUCGAGACGGACAGUUUCAGGGCUCCGGGCCAGGCUCUCCACAGGCCCCUACGAACCUGCAGCUCAUCCACAACCAGCCACGGGAGUUCGCACACCUCCGGCAUCGAGAGCAGCAGCAAGGAGCGUAUAUUAGAUGAUGAUGAGAUCGAGAUGCUGGUGGACGACCCCAAAGACUACGAGGAGCUCCACGAGAUGGCUCUGGACCAGGAGCUGUGUAUCCACAUCACCGAGGACAUGCUGACGAUGUCCCCCGAUCAGACCAACGGAUACUCCGGUCUCAUCGUGAAAGACGUCAGCUCCUCCACCUCCAGCUCCUCUGAGACCGUCGUCAAGAUGAGAGGACAAAGCAUCGAGUCUCUGCCACAGACGUCUGCAGGCAGGAAACCUCAGUCCUCCACCGACCGACACAGCCAGUCGCUCGAUGACGUCCGGCUCUACCAGAAGGACUGUCUGCAGUGGGCGGAGCUCUGCCAGGACACCGCCCACAGCUACACGUUCGGCUGCGCCCAGGAGCUGAGCGACGGCUGCGGCUACCAGGGCCUCUCCGACCAGUGCACCGGCAUGCGCGGCGAGCAGCACCCGUUCCCCAUCAAGAGAACCAACAAAUACUUCUCCCUGGACCUGACCAGCGACGAGGUACCCGAGUUCGUGGUGUGACGGGGGGAGAGGGCGAGGCGUAAAAACAAGGCGACCUCAGGGUGACCUUUUUUUGUGUCAAAUCUGGAGAUGUUUCAGCCCUCAGGGAACAAGAGAAGAGAAGAGAGGAGCGUUGUCAGAGAGGUGGUUUCUAUUCUUGGCGGCGAUCAGCAGCGAUGAGUAAAACUGGUAGCAAAGUUGGCUGCCCCCCCUUUUCAUUUACCACUCGAGAUGUUUUAACACAUAAUAAAUGAACAGACAUGCAGGACUCUGGCUGAAAUGGGAAUUUUUAUAAACGAACACUGGGUUUGAAGAGAGCCCGUGUCUUUAAAAGAUAAACCCCGAGCUGCUCCCGCUGUGUGAAAGGAAACAAAAAGGGAUCUUCUUCUUUUAAAAAAACUAAAACAUUUAUAUUCAAAUCUGUCCUCCAAAACUUGUUUCAAGAUCCACAUUUGCCUCCUUCGUAAGGUCAUUAAAAAAAAAAGAAGACGUGUGUGUGAAUACGUGAAGAGCAUAUCAACGACUUUCUGUGGAGGACAUAAUUUGACUCUGAGCUACGAACCAAAGACGAGAGCGUGCAGCGAUGACAGAAACAUUUCAGAGUCAUUGUCGGGAGGGAAGAUAAAAAACCCCUCAGUCUUCUUCUGCGCCACUUCAUUUUACCUCAACAGGAAGUGCAGUGUGCCAACCCCCUCCCCUCCCUCCCUCCCUCCCCGCCCCCCUUACGUUUCACAGACUGGACUCCAUGUGAACACACACCCGACGUGCCUUCAUCAUACUAUGCAGGUGUCAAAAACCUCCGCCUUGACAAUCACACACACACACACACACACCCUCUGCUUUUAGUCACGGGGAUCAUUUUUAAAGAUCCAAGCCAUCCCGAUUAAAGCUCUACUUUACUUUGUUUUUUUAAGCUACACACACACACACACACACACACACACACACACACACACACACACACACACACUUCAUCUACACUUUACCCGCUCACUAAAGAUGAUCGUUAGUUUUUCAGCAUCUUUCAAAAAAAAAAAAAAAAAGGAUUCAAGGUUGGUUUUCAAACUGUUUCAUGUCCUGUGAAAUCUGACCGGCUUUCCUGAGGAGGAAUGAGGUCGAGUAAGUUCCCCCUACAUGUCCCGACUCGCGCUUACAAGUUUUUUUUGUGGCAACAAAAAAAAAGUAAAAAAGCUUCCCUGUAAUCUAAACUCAAAAUGGAGCCGUUUUGGCUGUCGGCCAACACAAACCGCACAUUUUGACGCGUACAUGCACGUCCUCCUUUCUAUUCAUUUGUCCUUUUUUUUUAUUGUGUUUUUUUUUCAUCUUUGAUGUUUUAAACUGGAAUUUGUUACUUUUUUUUAAAUUUUAUUUUAUUUUAUUCUUCAUCCUCAUUUUACCUGAAACCUUUUACACAUCGUAUUUUUUGUAUGAUUUGCCCAGACUUGUAUAUGUUGAACAGUUACUCUGCGUGCAGUUGAUGUCAUUCAGUAUUACAAGUGAACGUAUGUGACAGUAUUAUGGACGGGUGAUGUCAGACCUGUUUUUGUUUUUGUUUUGGGGGGGGGGUUCUGAACAAGAAAGUCAAAAAUCUCACAGUAAAAUUCAGCAGAACUGAAGCCUGUGGAAGCAGAUGAGCUCUUUGUAAUCAUAAAUGACAACUCACAUUUCAAUAUACUAUAACUGAUAGUAGGUUUAAACACUGAAUAAGGUGUUUUAUUCAUAAAUCAUGCAGCUCAAACUCAAAAGGCAACAGUUACACAUUUUUAAGAUACUCAGUUUUUGUCAGAUUUGAAUCAAUAAUGUCUCUGAUUUUGUUAUAAAUAUAGCAAAUACUUUCAUCUUUAUGUAAAACACAGUUUUAAUCUUACCUGAAUUAGGUGGAAAUAAUCUUUAUCAUGACCACAUCCUUUUUUGACUUUAAAAAUGACACACAACUUUUCAUGUGCUUUAAAUGAAUUUUAAGCUGUUAAAACACUGAAGGGAAAAGGGUGCACUCUGCUGUGUAAAGCAGAAGAGUCAGACAAAGGAAUAGUUGGACAUUUUGGGAAAUAUGUGUAUUUGCUGUCUUACUUUUGAGAGUUUGAUGAGAAGAUCGACACAACCGGGGCUGCAACUAAUGAUUAUUUUAGUUAUUUGUUCUUUAAAAUGUCAGAAAAUAGUGAACAAAUGUCAAUCACAGCUUCCUGAAGCCCACUGCUGACUUCCUCCGAUGUUUUUUCUUUUUAUCCCAACGAACAGUCCAUAACCCAAAAAUAUUCAGUUUACUGUCACAGAGGAUGAAAAGAACCAGAAAGAUUCACAUUUGAGAAGCUGGAAUCAGAAAAUUUGAUCAUUUCCUCUUUUAAUAAUGGUUCGUUGCAGCUCUAUCAUCAUUAUCGAUUAAUCAUUCAUAAAAUGUCUAAAAAUACCCAGAUAUUUAGUUAAAUGUCAUGUAUGACGACGACCAGCAUAACAUUAUCACAUAUAAGUUUUUUUUUGCAUUUUUACUUUUAAAAAAAUGACAAAAAAAUGAUUUUGAUUAUCUAAAUCGUCGCAACUUUAGAAACCACUCCUUAUAUGAAGCUAGAGCUAGCAGCCAGUUAGCUUAGCAUAGCAUAACAACUGGAAACAAAGGGGGGAAACAGCUAGCCUGACUCUCCCCUAAAGACAUUAUGAUUUAUUUACUGUCAUUUUCUAUCUUUUUUUUCCUUUUCGGUUCUGCUUUGAGUAACCCCUCGUCUGUUUUAACAAUGUGACGAUACAGCAUCAUGAACAACGUUUUUAAAAACACAUUUAAUGAAAAUACAUUAAACAAAAAACAAAUAAUGAAUUUGAUACUGAUAUGUAAUUAAAAUAAUCAACUUCUAUAUUUCUUACAGGUUGUUUCUUUCUGUUUUCAAACAUACUUAUUUCUACUCAUUAAUGGAAAAUGUCAUAUUUUGAUGGACGAUGAUGUUUCUUAUAUUAAAACAGUAUGUGUUAAGGUACAUAGCCAUACAACCAUAACCCAUGUCCUUAAAGUCUUCAUGAUUUGUUCUUGACUUCCUGUUUUCUGACUUUAAUAUAUGGUCAAACUUACACUACGUAAGAGUCUGUAUGUCUGUGUCCAUAAUCCUUUCUGUGAAAGGAUCUCACUUCAGGUAAAAAAUAUUAUUUUCUUUUUUUUUUUGUCACCCUGUAGUUAAAAAAAUAUUUGUUAUUAUGAAGUCUGGUCCGUGCCUUCUUGGUACUAAUGCCCUCAAUAUCCAAUAAAAAGGUACAUUUAUUU